CUUCCUCCACGUCAGUAUCGACGGACGGCGACGCAAUCCGAUUAGCAUCCUCGCCCCUUCAUUUGAAUCGCGCAUAAGUUCCUCGCCGACGGCAGCAGAAUUGUCCUCAUCAUUCGUCCACGCCGCUCGGUUCGAUCCUCCAACCCCGGCUGAGACGGUGCACAGACCUGGUCCGUGUUUCAAGCGAGGACACAAACCGGAGCUGAAACUCCUAAGUGCACGCGAGAUUCGGACGUCGAAGUGACCCAAGGACUUGGCGUUUUACCUGCGCUAGACAAGUCGUCGCAUUUGCAACGCGCGCGUGUGUGCGUGUGAGGGACACCAGUAUGCAAGUGUCGUCCCCUUCACUGCUGUCGUACAUUCGCAACCUGUACGAGUACGUCUGGUCGCUGCGCGAUCCGAGGAUCAAGGAGUGGAACAUCCACAGCGACGCUCGGUUCGUAUUUCCGGUGCUCAUAGGCUACGUGUACAUGGCUAAGGUCGGCGGUCCCCGCUGGAUGAAGAACCGCGAGGCUUACAACCUGCGCGGAGCCAUCCUGGCCUACAACUUGGCGACCGCUGUCGCGAACGCCUACUUCUGCGUCCAGUACCUGCGCCACUCGUAUCUGCAAGGCGGCUAUAGCCUCUUCUGCCAGGGCAUCGACUACGAGAAAAGAUUUGGCGAGCGCACGGAGGCCAUAAUAAACCUGAACUGGUGGUACUCCUGGGUGCGAAUCGCCGACUUCCUGGACACGUUCUUCUUCCUCGCCCGAAAGAAAAACUCCAAGGUUACCAACCUUCACGUCAUCCACCACUUCCUGGUCGUGCUCAACGCGUGGAUCUUCACGAGCUUCGGCAGUGACGGCCAAACGCUGCUGGGCCUCUGCGUCAACCCGUUCGUCCACGUCAUCAUGUAUUCCUACUAUUUCCUCGCCGCCCUGGGUCCCUCGGUGCAGAAGUACCUGUGGUGGAAGCGCUACCUUACCGAGCUGCAGAUCGUGCAGUUCGUCGGCCUCAUGAUGCACAUGGCCAUCACGCUGUUCUACGACUGCGGAUAUCCGAGGACGCUCGCGCUGUUGGCGAUAUCGCAGGGAUUCCUGGGGCUUGGGCUGUUCGUCAACUUUUACGUGAAGACGUACCUCGAAGCGGCGAAACGAAAAGAAAAGAAGUUGUGA
Messenger RNA from Dermacentor silvarum, 1154 nucleotides. Its product is annotated as elongation of very long chain fatty acids protein AAEL008004. Gene Ontology annotation, cellular component: endoplasmic reticulum membrane. Gene Ontology annotation, molecular function: fatty acid elongase activity. Gene Ontology annotation, biological process: sphingolipid biosynthetic process; fatty acid elongation, saturated fatty acid; fatty acid elongation, monounsaturated fatty acid. The coding region runs from base 327 to 1154 and encodes 275 amino acids. The transcript has a single exon. The record is from RefSeq and is a predicted model, not a curated record. Lineage: Eukaryota; Metazoa; Arthropoda; Arachnida; Ixodida; Ixodidae.